AUGGGUUCCAUCUCGACAGCCGGAGAGGCGGUUGCGCGCAUUGCAUAUCUGUUUAGCGAUGUAGUUGUUUCUGUUCAGCCGUCUCUUGCGAGCGAUUCCGAGUUUUCCAAGUUCCUGCAGUCUUAUGCACAGAAUAAAGCGGCCGGCGUAGUCGCCAAGAACGUGCCCGAGAUAUUACCAGUCAGGCAAAAUGCAGACCCUUUGCUCUCAGUCUUUCAACCGAUCCGGUCUGGCAAGAUCACCUCAGUCACUACGGGCUCCUCCAUCCUUCUGCAGUCGAUACCUCACCUCUAUAAGCUCGCACAGUAUCCGGUCGUCAUUCAUGUCUCCCUUCAGCCGUCACGAUACCCCGACUACUCCGACAUCACAUCCAUCAGGCAGUCUGGCUUUACCUUCCUCCAAUCCGAGUCUCUCCAGGAGGUGCAGGACAUGGCACUCUCUGCCCACGCCCUUGCCAUCAAGUCCGGCAAGGGUGUAAUUCAUUUCUUUGACUCGGCAAACACGGACGAUGAGCCGAUCGCAUACGAGAACCGCGAGCUCGUGCGGCAAGUACUGGAUGUCGACGCUGCCAGGCGGUUCCAGGGUCAGAGCACUAGAGAGUCAAGCAUAUACGCCGAUGAUGGUCGGGUCGCCACUCUCUCAGUACCUAGCAGCCAAGUGGCGCCUCGCACAAACGGCGAGACGAACGGUUAUCUAACGCCAGCGGAGGAGAAGCCAUUGCCAGGCCGUGCAAGCACAAGAGAUUCGUCCUCUGUAGGGUCAUCAAGGCGCGAAAGUAGCACUAGCAGUGGUCCGUCUGCUUCAUCGGCAGCAACGUCGGUCGAGUCCAUCACAUCCCGGCCUGUCUCGUCCGAUGACAUCUACAACUUCAUUUCACAGAUCUGGGCAACGAUCCAGGACGCCACGGGCCGAUCAUACCAAGCCUUUGAGUAUUCGGGACCUUCCAGCGCGCAAUCGGCGCUUUUCAUAUUCGGUUCAGAUACUGCGUUCUUUUCUAGAGAGUUAGACGCUGCUAGCUCGUCGGACGUGUACGCAGGAGCUGGUCUUCUCACAGUAAGGCUGUAUCGACCUUGGUUGGGCGCAAAGCUAGCGGAAGUACUGCCGCGGUCUGUUAAGAAGAUUGCCGUGCUGGAGCAAGUGAGGCGCAAAACGACCAGAUGGGGACCACUUCUCAUGGACCUUCUCAUGUCCCUGAAAUCGGGUGGUGGCGAUGCACCAGUCAUCGUAGGCCAUCAGCUCGGGUACAUCGAGCCAGCGACUGCGCGGCAAGCACUCCGAGGAGUCUUCCAGAAUCUGCUGUCCGACUCUCCAAUCCAGAACCUCCAGAUCGGGAAUACCGAGGGACCUCAGAGUAUCGCUGCCGAUGUUCAGCUACAGCAACCUGAGCUCGAGAAUGCGUACAUGAAAGUUUUGAACCAGGUCUUCGGCGAUCGCUUGCACAUUGCCAACCAGCUGGGCUCCAGUCAUGCAGGCGUCUCUGCUCAGGUCGCAGCAAGCCCAGAGUUCGGCUUUGGCGCGCUUGUUGCACGGAUGGAGCACCGCAAGCGCUUCGUCCGUGAGGUGCAGCAGGCUGCUAGGGCAAAGGGCUUUGCUACCGAAUCCCCCACUCAGUGGCUCACGAAAUGGGCUCUUGAGGCAGAAGAUGCCACUAAAGCCAAUGCGCUUGCAGAGGAGGUAGUUUCUCGCUUGAGCACCGACGGAUCGCCAGCAGCUACUCAGCUCCUAGCCUCGAAAUCCCUAUUUCGCAAGGAGUCGCAGUGGUUAAUUGGCUCAGAUGCAUGGGCCUAUGAUUUGGGCAACUCCGGUGUCCACCACGUCCUCGCGUCGGGCGAGAACGUCAACAUGCUCAUCAUCGACUCCCAGCCCUACUCUGAGCGGGCGGCGGCCGAUGCAGCACGGAGGAAGAAGGACAUUGGCCUCUACGCCAUGAACUUCGGAAAUGCCUAUGUUGCGUCUACAGCUGUCUACGGCUCGUACACCCAAGUCUUGCAAGCCAUGAUCGAAGCCGAUCAGUUCAAUGGUCCCUCGGUCGUCCUAGCCUAUUUGCCGUACAACAAGGAGAGCGAUUCUCCGUUGACUGCGCUGCAGGAAACGAAGAAGGCCAUUGAUCUCGGCUACUGGCCGCUGUACCGUUGGGACCCUCGUGGCGAAGAGAAGGGCGAGGAAAACUUCAAGUUGGACUCGGAGCGCAUCAAGAAGGAACUGGAAGAGUUUCUUAGGCGAGACAACUACCUCUCCCAGCUAAUGAAGAGGCAUCCGGAGUUCUCCGCCAACCUUUCCCAGUCAUACGGCUCAGAGGUUCGGCAACUGCAGAAGCGGAAGGCUAAGGACGCGUACAGCACUCUUCUGGAUGGCCUGGCCGGCGCACCGCUGACUAUACUCUUCGCAUCGGACAACGGCAACGCGGAAACCCUAUCCAAGCGCUUGGGUAACCGGGGCAAGGCCAGGGGCCUGAAGACCAUGGUCAUGGCUAUGGACGAUUAUCCCAUUGAAGAUCUAUCAGAGGAGGAGAACGUCGUCCUGAUCACCAGCACCGCUGGGCAGGGUGAAUUCCCGCAGAACGGCAGGAACUUCUGGGAAGCUGUCAAGAACUCCACUGACAUCGACCUUGCGAACGUCAACUUCGCUUGUUUCGCGCUCGGUGACAGUCACUACUGGCCCAGGAAGGAAGACAAGAUCUACUACAACAAGCCGGGCAAGGACCUUGAUGCGAGGUUGCGCACACUGGGCGGCAAGGCGAUGACGGACUGUGGUCUUGGAGACGAUCAGGAUCCGGACGGCUAUCAGACCGGCUACAACGACUGGGAGCCGAAGUUGUGGCAAGCACUGGGUGUCGACAACGUCGAGGGCCUUCCGGAAGAACCUCCACCACUUACCAACGAGGAUAUCAAGACCGCUUCGAACUACCUUCGCGGCACCAUUGCGGAGGGCCUAGAGGACACUACCACUGGCGCGAUCUCCGCAAGCGAUCAGCAGCUCACGAAGUUCCACGGCACAUACAUGCAAGACGACCGUGAUCUUCGGGACGAGCGCAAGGCUCAGGGACUUGAGCCCGCCUACUCGUUCAUGAUCCGGUGUCGCCUAGCCGGCGGUGUUGCUACUUCCAAGCAGUGGAUCCAGAUGGACGAGAUCAGCACGCAGCUAGGCAACGAGACGAUGAAGUUGACGACCCGCCAGACCUUCCAGUUUCACGGUGUCGUCAAAGGCAAGCUCCGGCCGGCGAUGCAGGCAAUCAACAGGGCUCUGAUGACAACCAUCGCGGCCUGCGGUGAUGUUAACCGAAACGUCAUGUGCAGCAGCUUGCCACAGCACUCGCAGUAUCAUUCUGAGGUGCAUGCUGUAUCGAAGAGGAUCAGUGAUCAUCUGUUACCUUCAACGACCGCGUACCAUGAGAUCUGGCUUAAGGAUGAGAACGACCAGAAGACUCAGGUUGCCGGUGAUGCCAUCGUCGACAACGAGCCUCUCUACGGACCCACCUAUCUUCCCCGAAAGUUCAAGAUCACCAUCGCCAUCCCGCCCCACAACGACACCGACGUUUACGCCCACGACAUCGGCCUCAUCGCCAUCAAAGGCUCAGACGGUCACCUGGAAGGGUUCAACGUGCUCGCCGGUGGCGGCAUGGGUGUAACGCACAACAAUAAGAAGACCUACCCACGCACUGGAAGCAUGCUCGGCUACGUGCCCGCCGACCAGGUCCACAUCGCGUGCGAGAAGAUCAUGCUGGUACAGCGUGACCACGGCGACCGCAAGAACCGGAAGCACGCGCGCCUAAAGUACACUAUGGACGACAUGGGUGUGGACGUGUUCCGGAGCAAGGUCGAAGACAUCUGGGGCGCCAAAUUCCAGGAGCCUCGGCCCUUCAAAUUCGACUCCAAUAUCGAUACCUUUGGCUGGCAAAAGGACGAGCACGGCUUCAACCACUUCACCUUCUUCAUCGAGAACGGACGCAUCGAGGACACGGCCGACUUCCCCAUGAAGACUGGACUGCGCGAGAUCGCCAAGGUGCACAAAGGCGAGUUCCGGCUUACCGGCAACCAGCACCUCAUCCUGUCUGGAGUUGCGGACGAGGACCUCCAGUCGAUGAAGGACAUGCUGGCGAAGUACAAGCUUGACAACACCAACUUCUCUGGCCUGCGCCUCUCCUCAAGCGCUUGCGUCGCGUUCCCGACAUGUGGUCUUGCGAUGGCGGAGAGCGAGCGCUACCUCCCCGAGCUGAUCUCCAAGCUCGAAGGCGUGAUUGAGGAGGAGGGUCUCAGGCAGGACUCCAUCGUCAUGCGUAUGACUGGGUGUCCGAACGGUUGCGCUAGGCCAUGGUUAGCGGAGGUGGCCUUUGUAGGCAAGGCGUACGGCGCGUACAACAUGUAUCUGGGCGGUGGGUACCAUGGUCAGCGGCUCAACAAGCUGUACAGGAGCUCCAUCAAGGAGGAGGAGAUUCUGGAGAUCAUGAGGCCGCUGAUUAGGCGAUAUGCGAAGGAGAGGAAUGAUGGGGAGAGGUUUGGUGACUUCUGUAUAAGGAUUGGAAUGAUCAAGCCGACUAUGGAGGGCAAGACGUUCCAUGAUGAUACGGCGGAGGUGGAGGAGGAUGAGUAG
Molecule: messenger RNA, 4590 nt
Organism: Coniosporium apollinis CBS 100218
Lineage: Eukaryota; Fungi; Ascomycota; Dothideomycetes
Exons: 3
Coding region: 1-4590 (1529 amino acids)
Biological process (GO): amino acid biosynthetic process; sulfate assimilation
Cellular component (GO): sulfite reductase complex (NADPH)
Molecular function (GO): NADP binding; sulfite reductase (ferredoxin) activity; FMN binding
Source: RefSeq, a predicted model, not a curated record